Messenger RNA from Schistocerca piceifrons (Central American locust), 1694 nucleotides. RefSeq names its product vacuolar fusion protein CCZ1 homolog (gene Ccz1). Gene Ontology annotation, cellular component: Mon1-Ccz1 complex; intracellular membrane-bounded organelle. Bases 192 to 1601 code for a protein of 469 amino acids. The record is from RefSeq and is a predicted model, not a curated record. The transcript is spliced from 10 exons. Gene Ontology annotation, biological process: vesicle-mediated transport. NCBI's taxonomy places the organism in Eukaryota, Metazoa, Arthropoda, Insecta, Orthoptera, Acrididae.
CAUCUCCACAGAUAACAUAGAAAUGAAUGUCGGAGAUGCUUACUGCAUUGUGAAGCAGGUGCAGGAGGUCGUGUUAAAGAUUGCGGAAAUGCAGUGUGUACAAAUUUUGAGACAGAAUUUAUUUAUUAUGAAGUAGUUGCGGGAGUAUGUUUUUCUGACGUUAACCAAGAGUUGUGUCGAAAAAUGGAAUAAUGACAACUAAAUCUGAAAUUAACCUCCAAAAUUUCUAUGUUUACAAUUCUUCGUAUGGGCAGAAGGAAGGGGAGGAACUCAAAAAUAUAUUGUAUUAUUACCCGCCGCAAACAGACGUCGAUACUCAGAUGAAAAAUGUUGGCCUUAGUGAAGCAAUAAUUAAGUUUACCGAUACUUUCAGUCCAGACCUACCAUGUGACUCACUACAUACACAGAAGACGAAGCAACUUUACUAUGAACCAGAGAGCGGUUUUUGGAUGGUGAUGACUGUGAACAUUCCUUGCGUCUCAAAGACGAAAGAUGAUACAGAGUAUUUGGAAUAUCAGAGUGAUGAUGUCCAAGACACUGUCUAUUUGGCUGUGUUAAAACAGUCAUAUCAGAUGUUUCGCUUGUUCAAGAACUCAUUCACAGCCAUUCUUGAUAGUAAGGAUGGAGAUGUUGGAUACUUGAAACAGAAACUGGAAAAUUUCUUUUCAAGAUAUCUCCUCACACUGAAGCUCAACCAUUGUGACGUACUGGAUGUAUUUCAAGGAAUUCAGUUCCUUCCAUUAGAUAAACAAACAUUCCUCAGAGUGCAGUGUUUUGUUAACCUCAUUGAGGCUAUGUUCCAACAAGUGAAAUAUACAGCCUUCCUGUACAAUGACCAACUAGUCUGGAGUGGAUUAGAGCCUUGUGAUAUGCAAGUGGUCUAUAGGUAUCUAGUAACAAGUCUUCUUCCAGCUCAUUUAGAGACAGAGUUGCAAGGUGGAUCUAUGCCCCGACAUCCAACAACACAGUUUUCAACCACUCAUUAUGGAAGGUUCGUUACGGGGCCCCAAAAUGUACAAGAUGGUACUAGUAGUACUGGGAAAGUUCCUAAAGUGUAUAUCAACCAUGAAUCAUCUACUGAAAUGUUUCACUUAGUGGUUUAUCGAGCUCUUAGUGCAACAGUUUGUCUCUUCAUUGAUGGUUCAUUAAUACUGAAUAUGGAUCUGUUUAAACACCUUGAUAUAUUCUUGGGACCACAGCUGACAACACUGGUGUCUGAAGUAGCAGAACACUGUUCUAAACAAGCUGCUAACAGUGGUGCAAGUUCACCAGAUUCUAGUCCUAAAUUUGUAUACUUUAACCAACUUAAUUUGGCUCAGAAAACAACUGUUCAUCUUGAUAACAGAAGAACAGGAAACAUAGCAGUUACACCUGAAGUUCUGAGGUUAUUAGCAGACAUAAAUGCUGAUAAGGAAAGGAUGUCAACAACUGGAGAAACUAUUUUAAAAACCAUGAGUGAUUACUGGGUUGUAGGUAAAAUUUCAAAUCUAAGAGAAUUUUAUGCAGUAAUUCAGCAAAAAAGUGCAAACCUUAUAGAUAUCAAUGAUGAGGUGAAAAGACUCUGCAGUAAUCAACUGAAGAAUAUAUUCUUCCAUGACUGAAAGCAGUAUUUUAAAUAAUAUGUGAAUGAUUAUCACAUUCAGGAAUGUAAUAUUAUUUUAUCUUGUAAAUAUGUUAAUAAAUAUUUUACAGAA